Molecule: messenger RNA, 5791 nt
Organism: Equus caballus (horse)
Lineage: Eukaryota; Metazoa; Chordata; Mammalia; Perissodactyla; Equidae
Source: RefSeq, a predicted model, not a curated record
CGUCCGCAGAGCUGGGGGCCCCGACGCCUGAGUCCCUCAGGGAAGCGGGGUGGAGAGCUCUUCGGAGGCAGGCGCCUGAUCCCUCAUUUCUCCGAGUGGGGAGAGGUUGGGCCUCGGGAACGAAGGCGCUUGGUGCGCGGGGUCAGGCCUUCCAUGCCCCCAGCCCGCUGCUGGGUCUCGGCUGCCCCGCCCACGGCCCUCCCCCGGCCGCGUCCCCCAGCCGGGUCUCCAGUUCCCUCUCUGGGUACUGCAAAGUGCACCUCCCCCCAGGCCCGGGAUCGAUCCUCAGGCAUAAAUUGACCCUAUUCCUUGCUCGGCGCUGCCCCAGACGCGUUUGUACGUGUAACUUAAAGUGUAAGAUCUGGUUUUCGUGCUCCAGGAGUUACUCGCAGUCCGUUGGGGAGAAUAGACCGAACCAGAGGAAUGGACUGUAUGGUUCAGGCAUGUUUUAAUACCCGAUCUAAAAUACCCGGACUGUUGGCGUUCAGAGGAGGGAGAGGUUUAGGCUGGCCUUUUUUUGGUAAAGGUCUGCAUGUCCUUUUAGGAGUAGCUUCAAAAGUCAUUUCCUUUGGGAAGCUUUCGAGGAUUGCCACCUCCAUACUGCCAUCUUUAAGCUUUUCAUCUUUUUUAGCUUAUUUAGCCGGUGCUUAUUCAGUAUCUAAUUCAUAAGCACUUACUACCUUGUUUUGUGUGUGCGUGUGUCUGUCUUCCAGGGCCCUCUCUAGGCGGGGACUCUGUUUUGCAUCACCUAAUGCAUGCACGUGAAUAUGAAUUUUAAAGGAUUGAAAGGGUUAGAAGGUACUAACUGAGGUGGGAAGCAUUUGUGUAAGUCAGAGGUUGAAAAUGAUGGCCCUUGGGCCAGAUUGGACUAUAGACACAUUUUCUUGGCUCAUGCUGUUUGUUUUUAUUUGAAUAAAUGGCCAACAUUUUCAAAUCAGGAGAUUUCUUUCACAUUCACUCACACAAAAAUCGAUACUUUCAGCAUCGCUUUAAAAAUCAGAAGAUGUGGCCAAUCGGGGCCCACAUGCCUGCGUGGUGCAAUUCGCAGGAGUUGAGUAGCAGCUCCCUUCUUUACAUUCAGCAUAAAAUUUCCAGAUCCUCAGUCCCCACUAAUCUCCAUUGUCUCUCUGACACUGAAACAAAGUAUCAGUUGUCAUUUAUCACCCAGUUUGCUUCGCUCCUGAUUAACUGCCUGGUCUCGCAGCCAUUCAAGUUCUUGAUUCCAAAUGUAGAUGGAGGAAAGCAGGAAGGCAGUCACACAGGAGAGUCAUGGGCAAAGGGACGGAAUGGGGAGACGCACAGUAGAUGGGAAAGUUAGGAUACCAGAGCAUAGAUUUGCUCUUAGGCAAAUCAUAGAGCAGUGCUAUUGUUAUGGGUUGAAUUGGGUCCCCCAGAAAAGGUAGGUUGAGGUCCUAACCCCCAGUACCUCAAAAUAUGAUCUUAUUUGGAAACAGGUUGUUGCAGAUGUAAUUAGUUCAGAUGAAGUCAUCCUGGAGUAGAAUGGGCCCCUAAUUCAAUAUGACGUGGGUCCUUCUAAGAAGAUGGCCAUAUGAAGACACAGGGAGAUUGUCAUGUGAAGAUGGAGGCAGAGAUUGGAGUGAGGCAUCCACAGAGCAAGGAACACAAGGAUUCCCAGCUGUCACCAGAAUCUAGGAGUGAGGCGUGGAACAGUUAUUCCUCAGAAGGGAUCCCGCACUUAUCCCGCAGAAGGAAGCAGCCCUGCCAACACUUUGAUUUCAGACUUCUAGCCUCCGGAACCGUGAGGGAAUAAGUUUUUGUGGUUUGAAGCCACCCAAUUUGUGGUGCUUUGUUACAACAGCCCUGGGAUACUAAUACGGCUCUGAAAGUCAAAAACAAGUUAUUAUUUCCUUUAAUAGGUGGUGGUAAACUUUUGAUCAUUGGUGUCAGCGAAAGCAGCGUUUUAGAAAAUGAUUUCGUAUGACAGUGUUAUCAGCAUGAUUUGGAGCCAGAAAGCAUGUUUACAGAUUUUACAGCAAUCUAGGCAUGAGAUUUUCCUUCUGGGUUCCUGACCCGCUGAUCCAUCGGCUUCCUGGACAUUUCCUCCUGGAUACUUCACGGGAAUUCAAGAUGCUACAGGAUGUGGCUGUGAAUGAACCACAGAAGGAUGCUGGGUGCCGGGUCUGCGCCCGGUGGAAUCUCUGCAAAGAAGAGAUGCGAGAGGAGACACAGCUGAUCUCACUGGAGAUGCAGAAACUGCAGCACAGAGAGCUCCAGUGACUUGUGGAAGGUCACACAGUCAAUGCUGAGACCAGGGAAUAAGAUGAAGGACUGGAAGUCAAAGAUGGCAAUUUCUGAAGAAAAAGAUUCAGCCAGGGCCGUAUCAGAAAGACUGCAAAGACAGAUGGGCCAGGAAUGUGGGUUAUUUGAAACUGGGGAUCCUGAGGACAUGUUAUUGAGGCAUUGGGCAAGCCCCUCAGAGGAGGCAGUGAGACAUCCUCCUUCCCAAGAGAGAAGUAUCAGGGAAGUGAAUCUCAUCCCCAAGACAGCCACUGCAGGAGAGAGAGGCCAUAGAUGUCAUGAAAGAGAAGACAUACUUUCUAUAGGAGACAAAUCCCACAGAUAUGAAGACUGUGACCAGAGCUUCAAAGAGAAGUCAGAAGUAAGUGAACAUCUGAAAACUGAUAAUAUAAAGAAAACCUAUGAGUGUAAAGAAUGUGGAAAAACUUUCAAUCGGAGCUCAAACCUGAUUAUACACCAGAGAAUUCAUACAGGAAAGAAACCAUAUGUAUGUAGUGAAUGUGGGAAAGACUUUAAUCAAAGUUCAAAUCUUAUUAUACAUCAGAGAAUUCAUACAGGAAAGAAACCUUAUAUAUGUCAUGAAUGUGGAAAAAACUUCAAUCAGAGCUCUAAUCUGGUUAGACAUAAGAGAAUUCAUAGUGGUGAGAAUCCCUAUGAAUGUAAAGAAUGUGGGAAGGCCUUCAAGGGAAGCUCAAACCUUGUCCUACACCAGAGAGUUCAUAGUGGAGAGAAGCCAUAUAUAUGUAGUGAGUGUGGGAAGGCCUUCAAUCAAAGCUCAGAUCUUAUAAUACAUCACAGAAUUCACACUGGAGAGAAACCUUAUGAGUGUUAUGCAUGUGGACAGACCUUCAGUCAAAGUUCACACCUUGUCACACAUCAGAGAAUUCAUACUGGAGAGAAACCCUUCAAGUGUAGUGAAUGUGAAAAGGCCUUCAGGCAGCGUUCACGCCUUACUGAACACCAGAGACUCCACAGUGGGGAGAAACCCUAUGAAUGUAGCGAAUGUGGGAAAUCCUUCAGUGGACGCACGGUGUUUCUUAAACAUCAGAGACUACACACUGGAAAGGAACUUGAAUGUGAAACAGCCUGCACUUCUAACUUGGACCUUCUCAAACAACAGAGAAUUCAUAGGGAAGAAAAACCUUAUGAGUGUACUGAGUGUGGAAAAACUUUCCGGGGAAGUUCAGAUCUGAUUCGGCAUUGGAUAAUUCAUACUGGGGAGAAACCCUAUGAAUGUAGCGAAUGUGGGAAAGCCUUUAGCCAGAGGUCGCACCUUGUCACACAUCAGAAGAUUCAUAGUGGAGAGAAACCCCAUCAGUGCAAUGAGUGUGGGAGGGCCUUCCGGCAGCGUUCACUCCUUGUUCAACAUCGGAGAAUCCAUAGUGGUGAGACACCCUAUGAAUGUAAGGGAUGUGGAAAACUCUUCAUCUGGCGCACAGCGUUUCUCAAACAUCAGAGACUGCAUGCUGGACAGAAACUUGAGGAAUGUGAGGAAACAUUCAGCAAGGAUGAGCUGCUUCGAGCUGAGCAGAGGAUUCACCAAGAAGACCAAGCUUAUCAGUGUAAUCAGUGCAGGAGAACUUUCCGAGGCAGCUCCGACCUCAUUAGACAUGAGGUGACUCAUACAGGAGAGAAACCGUAUGAAUGUAAAGACUGUGGGAAAACUUUCAAUCAGAGCUCGGACCUUAUGAGACAUCAUAGAAUUCAUAGUGGAGAAAAACCUUACAUAUGCAAUAAAUGUGGGAAAUCUUUUAGGGGCAGCUCAGAUCUUAUUAAACACCAUCGUGUUCAUACUGGAGAGAAACCCUACGAAUGCCCUGAAUGUGGGAAGGCCUUCAGUCAGAACUCACACCUUAUUAGUCACCAGAGAAUUCACACUGGAGAGAAACCCUUUGAGUGUAGCAGCUGUGGGAAGGCCUUCAGUGGGCGCACAGCUUUUCUUAAACAUCAGAAACUUCAUACUGGAAAGGAACUUGGGGAAUGUGAGAGAGUCUUCCAAUAGGACCUAUUCUGAUAGGUAACAGAAACCCAAUGAAUGUAGGAAAAGCCUGCUGGAGACCACAUCUUAUUGUACUGUAGAGGAUUUUUAUUGCUGAAAACCAUUUGAAGGUAGGAAAACACUGGAAGAGUCUGGCUAGAUGGAAAACAUACGAGUGUAAUCAGGUGGAAAAGCUCUUGGACAUCAUAACCUUUUUUAUGCCUCAGAGUUGACACUGGAGUAUGGUCCCAACAUACUUGAGAAUGUUUUAGGGGACUUCUGUCGUUAUUAAAAUCAUUAGAAAUCACUUUGGCAAUAAUCCCAAAACUAAAUUCUUCAUGGAAGGAGCCAGUUCAGUCUUGACAAGAGACAAGUAUAAAUCUGCUUUAAGUACUUUAGGGCGAUAAAAUCUUUCUCUGGGAUAAAUUCUUCCCCUUACAUAUAUUUUAUACAUGUUCCUCUUUUAGCUUCCUUAUAAAAAUAUGCUUAUGCAGAUGUAAUAGUGCUAAUUAGAAUGAUCCACUAAUUGAGAGGAAACAAAAAGUAAUAGAAAGGACUUGACAACAGUACCUAAAGGCCAGGACACAAGAGCCAGUGAGGUAUUCCCCAGAGAAGGAGUAGUGACUACUAGUGGUUUCAGGAAAUGAAAAGGGAAGGGACAGGAGGACAGUAAGUGUUGGGCACAGGAUUAGACUGAGUGCCAGGGCAGAGCGUUUAGGUGACGUGAGUUGGUGGGAAUUAGAAGAAAGCAACUACUGUCAAAGGUCCGGUGAGUAUAGGGAGAGGGUUCUGUCUUGAACCAAGGCUUUGUAAUUGGGCACAGCUUACUUGAGGGUUGGAAUGUCUAACAGAACUCUGAAGCAAGGUCAGUCAUAUAACCUGAUAGCUAACUUUGGUAGUUAGGCCCUGCCUGUCUGUGCAAUCAGACUCAAUCAUCAAAUAUUUCUUGUACUCUGAACUACUGGCAGAUUGUCUAUGAAUUUACAUGAGUCAUCAAAUAAGAAAGUUACUUGAAUGGGACAAUGUAAGGCAAGGAGAAUUUCAAAGUCGUAUUUUUCCUCAGUGGGAGUAGCUUGUGAGAUGCACGGAGGGGACCAGUGGUUCUCAACUGGAGUGAUUUUGUCCCCCAGGGGACAUUUGGCAAUGUCUGGAGACAUUUUGGUUGUCACAACUGGGAAGAAAAUAUUCCAAACCAGGGAUGUUGCUAAAUAUUUUAUAAUACACAACCCCCCACAACAAAGAAUUAUCUGGCCGCAAAUGUCAAUAGUGCCAUGGUUGACCAUGGAUAUUUAGAACACUAGUCACCUGGGGCCAUUUAAGCAAGUGUUUCACGGAGAUGUGGGCAGUGGCACUGCACCCCAAGGGGAGCCCAGAGUCUGAUAGAAACCUUUAGUUUGAUGAACUGUUUCAAGAAAGGCAGUCCGGUGUAGUGGAGGGAGCACAGACACAGGUUUGAAUCCUAGUACAACAUAUUGGCUUCGGGACCUGGAGCAAAGUUUGUAACCCCUCUGAUUCUUAUUUUCCUCAUUAAUAAAAUGGUGAUAGAAUAAUAUA